AUGGGGCCGCUAGCUGGGACCAUUGUUUGUGACUUUUACCUGAUCCACAAGCGUAAGUUGGAUAUUCGUGAGCUCUACAAAGGUCACAGAAUCUACUGGUACACUUACGGUGUGAACUGGAGAGCCUUUGUAUCAUUCCUCCUCGGAUUUCUACCAACGCUACCUGGUUUCGCGCAUAGCAUCGAGAAGACACUUGAUGUUGGUGAUGCUUGGAAGCUUUAUACAUUCGCAUGGCUUUUCGGAUUUUCUGUCGCUGUCGUAUCGUAUUAUAUUAUUUGCACCUCUAUCUCCCCGCCGACGGAGAGCUUGGUGGAGUUUGCUGUGUUGCCGCCCGGUAAGGUUGACUCAUCUCUAGGGACUACGCUCGAAGAAGACGUAGCUAGUGAUCAUAAGGUUGAGGAUGUCGCAAUUGGGGAGAAGGAAAUUAUUAUAGAGAGCAGAGACUCGCCUGUUUGA
Tuber melanosporum (Perigord truffle) is the source of this 456-nucleotide messenger RNA. RefSeq lists its product as uncharacterized. The transcript is spliced from 2 exons. Gene Ontology annotation, cellular component: plasma membrane. Gene Ontology annotation, biological process: transmembrane transport; nucleobase transport. NCBI's taxonomy places the organism in Eukaryota, Fungi, Ascomycota, Pezizomycetes, Pezizales, Tuberaceae. The record is from RefSeq and is a predicted model, not a curated record. The coding region runs from base 1 to 456 and encodes 151 amino acids. Gene Ontology annotation, molecular function: nucleobase transmembrane transporter activity.